Naegleria lovaniensis is the source of this 633-nucleotide messenger RNA. RefSeq lists its product as uncharacterized. The transcript has 3 exons. Lineage: Eukaryota; Heterolobosea; Eutetramitea; Acrasida; Naegleriidae. The record is from RefSeq and is a predicted model, not a curated record. The coding region runs from base 1 to 633 and encodes 210 amino acids.
AUGAAAACUGAACAUGAGGAGUUGCUCACGGAACAACACGACCACCACGAUGGGCAAUCAUUACAGUUUCCAACGGCAACAGAUGAACAAUUCGGAAAAUGUGAUGAUCAGCAAACGUUAAACGAAAAUCAAAGAUUCUUUCAACUCAUUGAAGCAAGAACUUCCGAUGAUGAAACACCACUUUUAUAUGUAUUAUCACAAUCAAACAAGACCAAAUACAUGCACAGAAUACAUCAAUGGAUCAUUAUACAUGGAUACCGAAUUAUGAAAAAUCACAAAUUCAAUCAAGUGAUAAACAAGUAUUUCCCUUUUAUGAGUCAUACAAAUUUUAAAAUUUUAUUAUUUCUAUCAUUGGUGGGCUACUCUUAUUUUAAGAUGAAGAAUCUCACUCCUUCCAAUCAUCAACUCUAUAGGAUGAUCGAUAAUAUUUUAUUCGUUCUAAUUAUUGUGGUCAAAAACUUUUACCACAACGUCUUUUAUAAGGGAUUUAGAAGUGACAAGGAAAAUUUACUAAAAUUGAGUUUAAUAAUUUUAUUUAACUAUAUUUGUGGUGGUUCAACUAUGAGAACAUUGGAGAAUGAUUUCUUUUUUUCGUCUUCAGGAAAUUUAUUAAUCUCUUAUUUCUUUUUGUAA